UGCCGUGGCAACCAGGGGCGGUGGAAGCGUCCCGGGAGGUGAGGGGAGAGCGGCGCCGGGCCGGACCGGACCGAACCGGGACCCUUCCUUUCGGGGCUGGGCGUUCGGGGCGCAUCCUGCCUCUUACCUGUCCCGCGUCGUUUACGGGCAGGGACCUCAAAGCCGCCUUCCCAUGGGCUGUGCUUGGGGGCGGUGGGUCCCGGGCGUCCUCAGGCCGCCUGCUGUGUGCGCUGGGGCGAGGGGCCGGGGCCGGGCCGGGGCCUAGAGGGUGAAAUGACAGGGCUCUGGGAGCCGGGCAUGGAGGGAGACCUGCCGCAGGGACAGCCCCACAGCUGGCAGAACGGCUUCUCUGCUGCUACUGCUUCUUUGGGAAGAAGGUCUAAGAAGGGACUGCGAAAGGUGUUUUAUUAAACUACUUAAAAGAGCAUGUGGAAUACACUAUUAAAAGAAGCAGUAGAGCAGUUUGACCUAUUACAGAAUUAUGGUUCGACUAACAAAGGACCUAAUUGCUAAGAGUGUCAGUCACAAGAAUCGCAAUGAAGAGGACUUUGGACAGUAUCUGCGGAAAAUAACUCAUCUGAAUUUAUCAGAUAAAAAUAUAGACACAAUUGGUCACCUCUCUUUGUGUAAAAAUCUUCGAGUUCUGUAUUUAUAUGAUAAUCAAAUCCGUCAAAUCCAGAACUUGGACUUUGCUUCAAAUAUAACACACCUUUACCUUCAGAACAAUCGUAUUUCAUGUAUAGAAAAUCUCUCAUUGCUGAAAAACCUUGAAAAACUGUAUUUGGGGGGCAACUCCAUCACUGUAGUGGAGGGUUUGGAUAAAAUAGAAAAAAUAAGGGAGCUACAUAUUGAAAAUCAACAUCUCCCUCUUGGUGAAAAGCUUCUAUUUGAUCCAAGAUCUCUUAGGUCCCUGGCAAAAUCUUUGUCUGUAUUGAAUAUCAGCAAUAACAACAUUGAUGAAUUAGAAGAACUGGCAGUUUUGGAAAAUCUUUCUUAUCUUAUAGCAGUUGACAAUCAACUUCAACAUAUGAAGGAUUUGGAGGUUGCAUUAAAGAAAUGGACGAAGCUACGCAGAAUGGAUCUCACAGGAAACCCCAUCUGCCACAAACCGAAGUACAGGGACAGGAUUGUAGUACAGUCACAAACUUUAGAAUCCCUCGAUGGGAAAGAAAUUAAAGAAAUGGAAAGACGGUUCCUAAUGAACUGGAAAGCCUCCAAAGCUGCCAGGAAACAACACAAAGAAAGAAUGACAAAUGAACAUGCAGCCUAUCUACAUUUUUCUGUCUCUGAAACAUCUUAUCCUCGACUUCCCUUUCACCACAGUCCCUCUGUGAAAGAAAAAACAAAUGUUUUAGUUUUGUCUGAGAUGCCCAAAGUUAAAAGAAAACCUCUGCCUAGACUCCUGGGGAAAAAAAAUCAGAUGACAACUCAGGCUGAUGAGGAAUCUGAAGUUACGGCAGAAGUAAGUUGAAUUCUAAAAGCCAGAAGUUACAGGAUGUGAAGAUUUGGCUAUUAUUAGAUUUUUUUCCCCCUCAAAGCUAACAAAGAAAGGUACCGACAUCUCUUUGGAUAUCUGUGUUUUUGUAAUCUCAAAACCAGACAGAAUGAAGGAUGUUGCACUUAACACCACCUUUAAGAGCAUUCAGAAAAACACAAUAACUGCCUCUUUAUUUAGAAGCAAAGCUUUAUAUUAAAAGCAUGUAAAAACAACGGCAUGUGGUAGGCUUAACUGGUUGCCUAUUUCUUGAGCUUCCUCAAGAAAGGAGCUGGUUUUAACCUGCGUCUAGUUUGUGACCUGACUACCUGAGUAGCAGCUUCGUUCCAUAUAUUAUACUCUUAGCAAUUAUGCAGAGGCGUUCUUACAGUCUUUUACUUCAAGAAGAAAGGUGCUAUUAGCUCAUGAUUUUUGAGAUCUGUAGUCCUAAAAAAUAAUUUCCAUCAUUUAGAUUUUUCCAGGUUCUGGUGAAUAAUGGGGAAUGGUUAGGAAAGAAGGCACAAGAAGAUUCAUGAUAUCUGUGCUAAUUAAUUUGGGAUUACACAUUAAUUUUACUCCAAAUUCUGCUUUAAGUAACCAGGACUUCGGUUUGGCUGCUUUGCACUAGUUUGAGUAAUUAAAUGAACACUCAAGACUUCAGAUAUAGGGAAAUUCCAAACAUACACAUAAGGAAAGAAAAAUCCCAGAAUGUAAAUUGCCCCCGGAAUAAAACCUUUCUUGAUGGAGUUUGUGUGAACAUCAGCUCAGCAUCUUAUGUUUGAGACCCUCUCUGAGAUAAGGAAUUUUUCCUGAGUAAGGAAAUGAGGACCUGUUUUUUUUGCAUGCAAUGUUUUGUAUAUUUUGAUAUGGUUUAUAUUUUAUUGCCCUUUGAUAAAAAUUCAAAUAAAUCAUCAGUGAUAUUCAGGUUGAGGAAGACA
This is a messenger RNA of Columba livia (rock pigeon), 2412 nucleotides long. It is a transcript of the gene PPP1R42, whose product is annotated as protein phosphatase 1 regulatory subunit 42. Bases 482 to 1471 code for a protein of 329 amino acids. The transcript is spliced from 9 exons. NCBI's taxonomy places the organism in Eukaryota, Metazoa, Chordata, Aves, Columbiformes, Columbidae. Gene Ontology annotation, molecular function: protein binding. The record is from RefSeq and is a predicted model, not a curated record.